Messenger RNA from Colletotrichum orchidophilum, 633 nucleotides. Its product is annotated as pre-rRNA-processing protein TSR2. NCBI's taxonomy places the organism in Eukaryota, Fungi, Ascomycota, Sordariomycetes, Glomerellales, Glomerellaceae. Gene Ontology annotation, biological process: maturation of SSU-rRNA from tricistronic rRNA transcript (SSU-rRNA, 5.8S rRNA, LSU-rRNA). Gene Ontology annotation, cellular component: nucleus. The transcript is spliced from 2 exons. The coding region runs from base 1 to 633 and encodes 210 amino acids. The record is from RefSeq and is a predicted model, not a curated record.
AUGGCAACCACGGCAUCUUCCAGCCCCUUCACGGCAGAGGCCUGCCAGUCGACCUUUGAGCAGGCCGUCGCCCUGUCCCUGCACAUGUGGCCGGCCCUCUCCCUCGCCGUCCAGAACCACUGGGGCGGCCCGGACUCCGCCGACAAGAGAGACUGGUUCGCCGGCGCCGUCGCCGAGAUCUUCCCGACCUUCGCCAAGAUCUCCGCCGCUGGCCAAGCUAUUCCCGCCAGCGCCGCCGCCGCCGCCGAGGAACCCGACACCGAGUACGUCGAGACCAUGCUGCUGCAGGUCAUGCUGGACGAGUUCGAGGUCAACGUCGACGACGAGACGGGCUUCGAUGUCGCCGAGCAGAUUGUCAAGCUGCGGGCCGAGUGCGCAAAGGGCAACUUCGCUGCCGUUGACGAGCUGCGCGCCAAGUGGGAGAGCCGCAAGGGUGCCAAGGUGGAAGGGCUUUACAAAAAGGUCGAGGCCGGCGAUCAGGACACCGACUGGGAGGAUGACGACAGCGAGGAUGACGACGAAGAUGAUGUUGAGAUGGACGACGCGCCUCAGCUCGUUCGUGCGCCGAGGGAGAAGCCGGAGCCGGAGGUCGACGAAGACGGUUUCACCACGGUCACCAAGAAGAAGAGAUAA